AUGUGUGGGGAUGGACAAGGGCGCUCGAAAUUUCUCGGCACGAAGGCUCCCAACAGCUGGUCCAAACAUCCGUGCGCGUACUGCAUGGUGAGUCAACGCGACGAUGAUACCGGCGGCGAUCUGGGGAACCCAAGGUUCGACAUCGACAAGCACCGCCGCACAUGGGGCCAGAUAACGGAUGGCUUGUCCGACUUGGAUGCCCUCGCGGAUGUCCCUCGCGAGCAGGAUCGACGCUCAAGAGACCUGGGACUGGUUCCGCCGGAUCCGUCAGGGCUCCCCCUCCCUCUAUACACAGCCAUGCGCAUUGUUCCGACGGAGAACGUACCCGUCGAGCGACUGCACUUCGAUGCGCUGGGGCAAAGUCAGUUUUGCCAGGUGUUCUACUUGGAGAUGCUCUCCACUACAGGUCGCCGGCUUGUCUCAGCCAUCAUGGCCCAGAAGCCGUCUUUACUCUACCCACCCGGAACACGGAAGCUGAAGGAUGUCGUGACCAACUACGCUUCUCUGAAUGGCAGCGACAAGUGGACACUGCAAUCGAUCAUUCUUCUCAUAUUCCGGAUGGUUCUCCAGGAUGUUUCGGCAAUGAGGAGAAACAUGAAGACACGGGAGAUCAAGGACCUCGUCACGGAGUGGGGAACGUACGACAAGGUCUUGGAGGCGCUGCGGGAGCUUAUGAAACGGGCGUCUCUCCUGUCGUUCGCCCUCCGCGCGCCAUCUUUCACCGACCCGGAGCUACGGCAACUCGACAAACUCGCGCGUGACGCGGAAUAUGUCCGGACGCCAGCACGGGUGAACACACCCACCAGGUGAACAAGUCUGGAAGGGGUGUGGACUGCGGUAGGAGCCCUUCACUGCACAUGGCUAAGCGGGCGAACGUCAACAGCGCAUUCUUGGCGUUAUCCAACGGGCUGCCGUACAGAGUCACUAAGUACAACCGACAGACAAAAAUGCAUGAGAUCGUCACCGUUCGACCUGGUGAUGGCUGUGUCCGGCUCAUGCAGUCGCUGGCGAGCUUCCUCGGCCAUGACCGCGUGCCCACAGAC
Messenger RNA from Ectocarpus sp. CCAP 1310/34, 1043 nucleotides. The record is from the annotation of a GenBank genome assembly. NCBI's taxonomy places the organism in Eukaryota, Phaeophyceae, Ectocarpales, Ectocarpaceae.